AUGGACCCACUCAGUAUUGGUGGCCUCGCAAUUGGUUUAGGCUCUUUAGCUUUCGAUGUGUUCGAUCACUCAAUAAAACUCUUCAGGUUUUUCUCGUCCGUGGUGGAGAUGCCUGAAGAAUUCGGAAAAUGUCGACUGCAGCUCAUGAUCGAAUACAAUCGACUGCUUGCAUGGGGGGACGCAGUGGGUCUCGUACGCGCAGCUCAUGGGUCUGAUAUCGCUACAAGUCUUGGAACAAAUGCAAACGAGCUCUGUGCUAUCGUUGCUCGCAUUGGCAGACUCUUGGAAGAGUUUAGGGAGCUCAAUAAUCGCUGGAAAAACGAAGCGACAUCAGACCCAGCGAGCGAGCUGGCAGUGACAGGAGAAAUGGCUGCCGAGAUUGACUUCAGUGCAAAAGUAUCUGGGUUAGCUGUCAUACAUACCGAGAAGCUAGAGGAACGGAAAAAGACGAAGCGGAUGAAGAGACUAGCCGCAUGGGCAUCAAAAGGGGCUGCAACAGCUAACCGUGCCAUUGCACACCCGUCUCGUGUGCGAUGGGUGUUGGCCGACAAGGAUGCGUUCGAAGUUCUCUUAGUAGACCUUCAUAAGCUGAUCGACCGCAUUCACGAGUUGAUGGAUACAUACCAGAAGAGACAGAUACAGGAGACAACCGCAAAAACCUACCUGGAAAUGGUCGUCCUGCGAAACGACCUCCGCGACAUCAAAGACAUGUUCCAGGCAGUCGUCAGCAUGAUGGAGGUCACAAAGAGCUCAUGCUCUACUGACCCUGAUCGGAGUGAGACAACCCACGAAACACUUCGAGAUCUUCUGCUACUCAAAGAAAUCAAGUGCGUUUCAGAUGAAAUCCUAUCGAGACUUCACGACCACGCUGCGCUUGACGUCACACGAUCCAUGGACGAUGCCAUCAAAGUCAAAAAGUAUGACAACGUCCUCUUCAACGAAUGCUUUACCCCAAACACAUCCGGUUUCAUAGCUAAUGGGGUGGAUCCGUAUCGACCUAGGGGCUUUCUAAACCAGAAAGGGACCAACCAUGAAGUCUGGGUUGAAUGGAGGGCUGCCGAGUAUCAGAUGAUUGGAUCCGUGGAGGAAAACGAAUCCAUUGUACGGACGGCGACACUUGCGGCCAUGCUGUCUAUUGAAAAACCGCGACACCUCCUUUCACCUACGUGCGUCGGCUACGUGGACGAUCGGAGACGUAACCAUCGAGUCGGGUGGAUCUACAAAAUGCCACAAGGAUCAACCGAUCAGACUCGGCUGAGGACCCUGCACAGCAUGCUCGGGAACGACUCGUGCAGGCCCACCAUAGCCGAACGGGUUUCGCUGGCCUGGCGGCUUGCCUCGUCCCUGUUGUAUCUUCACACCGUGGGCUGGCUACACAAGGGCGUUCACAGCGGGAACAUAGUCUUCUCCACUGAAUGCGAAGCGGUCGAUUUCGGAAGCCCCAUCAUGUCAGGGUUCGAGUAUUCCAGGCCUCAGAGCAACAAAACAACCUCUCGCAAUCUGGACCCGACAUGGGAUAUAUAUCGAUGGCCAAGCAUCCAAAAUGAAGCGCCAAGGGAUGCCAAUUUCAGAAAGACAUUCGACAUUUACAGUCUUGGCUUACUGCUACUUGAGAUUGCUCACUGGCAGCCACUGCACAAACUGAUGGCCUUCCAAAAGUGGCCUACACCUUCUGCCGAAUACUGUCGGAUCAGGGCUUGGCUGCUGGAUGAAGAGGACUUGCCGCCAUUCAAGAACAACCCCGUUCUCGAGUUGCAAAACUUCAUCGGUGAUAAGUACUGGGCAGCAACUAGACGAUGUCUCGUGGCUUACGGUGAACAAGGCUUGCAUGUACAGGAGGGGUCCGAUCAAUCACACCCGGAAAUCGGAGUAGGCAUCCAGACUGUGUUCACUGAGCUUGUCGUCGAACAACUCAAGGCCAUUUCCGUUUAG
This is a messenger RNA of Zasmidium cellare ATCC 36951, 1932 nucleotides long. RefSeq lists its product as uncharacterized. Gene Ontology annotation, biological process: protein phosphorylation. The transcript is spliced from 2 exons. The record is from RefSeq and is a predicted model, not a curated record. NCBI's taxonomy places the organism in Eukaryota, Fungi, Ascomycota, Dothideomycetes, Mycosphaerellales, Mycosphaerellaceae. Bases 1 to 1932 code for a protein of 643 amino acids. Gene Ontology annotation, molecular function: protein kinase activity.